Molecule: messenger RNA, 904 nt
Organism: Sardina pilchardus (European sardine)
Lineage: Eukaryota; Metazoa; Chordata; Actinopteri; Clupeiformes; Clupeidae
Gene: mpc1
Product: mitochondrial pyruvate carrier 1
Exons: 4
Biological process (GO): pyruvate import into mitochondria
Cellular component (GO): mitochondrial inner membrane
Source: RefSeq, a predicted model, not a curated record
CGUACUGACGUCCUCUGUUGUGUAGCCUUGUAGCUAGCUGGAUAGUUGUUUGUAGCUGGUCCAUUCCGACAGAGCUCUAGUGUGGGCUAAGUGGUUCCGUUUAUUUUAAUAAAGCUACAAUAACGUUAUAAUUGUCACGAUGGCUGGAACUGUAGCGCGCAGAGCUGUUGACUACCUGAAGAGCAAAGAAUUCAGAGAUUAUUUGACGAGGUAGCAUUUCUGGGGUCCAGUGGCUAACUGGGGUCUACCCAUCGCUGCUAUUUCUGACAUGAAGAAAAGUCCUGAGAUUAUCAGCGGGAGAAUGACAUUUGCUCUGACGUGCUACUCCCUCCUCUUCAUGAGAUUUGCUUACAAAGUACAGCCAAGGAAUUGGCUGCUCUUUGCCUGUCAUUUAACCAAUGAGACAGCCCAACUAAUUCAAGGAAGUCGGCUGAUCAAAUACAACAUGGAAAAGAAGCUGGCCAAGUAAUGGACUUCAGGAGGAACUCACCUUGCACAGCGGGUUCACAGCAAUGGGCUCAUUUUUCUCCUUCUUGUUCUGCCCAUGUGGUAGCAGUUAUUUAACAAUGAACUAAUCAAUGUAGAUAGUAACUGCCUCUGGACCAGAUCUGUUCCGCAGAGCAGCUAUCCAGGCAAAGCGCCAACUCCUUGAAUCUUAUGAAUAAAUUGUAUUUCUUUUGUCAAAGUUAUUACGCACAAAUUAUGAAAUGGGUGGAAUGUACAUAUGCCUUGUUUGACAACUUUUAAACAACUGGUACAGAAACGUUUCUGUUUUUUAAAAAAGGUCUGCCAUUAUGAUAAAUACAUACCAUAUAUUCUUCUUAUUUUAAUUUGGAGUAAUUUAUUUCAAAUGAUAAUAUGGCCAUCACCGAACAGACACAAUAAACACUGUAUUAAAGGGAAA